Molecule: messenger RNA, 3642 nt
Organism: Mobula hypostoma (lesser devil ray)
Lineage: Eukaryota; Metazoa; Chordata; Chondrichthyes; Myliobatiformes; Myliobatidae
Gene: entpd3
Product: ectonucleoside triphosphate diphosphohydrolase 3
Exons: 9
Coding region: 1-1497 (498 amino acids)
Cellular component (GO): plasma membrane
Molecular function (GO): hydrolase activity
Source: RefSeq, a predicted model, not a curated record
AUGGAGCUGAAGAAACCAAUUUUAGCCGCAAUCAUAAUCCUUCUAAGCAGUGUUGUUGCUAUCAUGGUUAUCGCCAUCAUGCACUUGAAGAAUCACACUAUCGCUGCUGGGCUAAAGUACGGAAUUGUCUUCGACGCAGGAGCCUCGAGUACAACUGUUUAUGUUUAUAACUGGCCGGCGGAAAAGGAGAAUAACACGGGUGUCGUCAGUGAAAAGUACAAAUGUAAAAUUGAAGGAUCGGCCAUUUCUGAUUUUGACCAUAACCCAGCGGAGGCAGCUUCUUCAUUGGAACAGUGUCUCAAUAAAACAAUAGAAGAGAUCCCGGCAGAGAAACACAACGCUACGCCACUCUAUUUUGGAGCUAGUGCAGGAAUGCGACUACUCCGAACACAGAAUUCAUCUGCCUCUACUAUGAUCCUCUCUGCCAUUGAAAACUACCUCCGCUCCUCACCAUUUGAUUUUAAAGGUGCCCAAAUUAUCUCAGGGAAAGAGGAAGGGGCCUACGGAUGGAUUACGGCGAAUUAUUUACUGGGUAACUUCCGCCAGAGACGUAUUUGGAAACAAUUAAAUCGACCUCUCACUAUAAAGACGAAAGGUACCCUGGAUCUGGGUGGGGCUUCGACAGAAAUAGCAUUUGUCCCCGAGAUGCGUUCACACAAGUACGAGAUUACAGAAAUCACACUGUAUAACAACAAAUAUGAUGUCUACAUUGAAAGCCUGGGCUGUUAUGGACGAGAUGAAGCUGAGAACAUUUAUUGGGCAAAUCUCAUUCAGAAAUCUGCCAAUAAAUCAUCCGUUGAAGAUCCUUGCCUUCCCUCACACUACACCAUGAUGCUCCCAAUGGAGGAAGUCCUUGGAAGUUCAUGCAUUGGAGCGAAGUUACGAGAGGGCUAUAAUCCUGACAAUAAUAUCACUCUCAUUGGGACUGGAGAUCCUAUUCAGUGCUGCCGGCAGUUGUUAUCAAUAUUUAACUUUAAAUCUUCCUACGUUAAGGGCGUCUGGAGAGAGCGUCUUGUUCCAAUCAAUCAACUGAUACAAGGCAAAUUUGUGGCCUUUUCUGGUUUCUAUGAUACAAUGGAAGCCUUGAACUUAACUGGAUCAUUUCCCAUAGAUGUCUUCCAUUCAACAGUCCAGUCUUUCUGUAGGAAAAACUGGAAUCAAGUCCAACAAUUACUGCCAAAUGUGCCAGACCUGUAUCGCAAAGCAUUUUGUUUCAAUGCCUAUUACAUCUUUGUUCUACUAAUGGAGGGUUACAAGUUUAAUGAACAGACUUGGACCAAUAUUAAUUUUCAGAAACAGGUGGAAAACAACAGCAUAGGCUGGUCACUUGGUUAUAUGUUGAACCUUACCAACAUGAUCCCUGCAGAAAAUCAAGUGAGCCGAACACCAAUGAGUGAAAGUGCAUUCAGCGGACUCUUGCUUCUGUUUAUAGUUCUGGCCCUAUUCUGUUCCUUUUUCAUUUGUAUUUCAGUCAUACGAUCAAUUCCAUUCAUAUGACCAUUUGCCAAUGGGCAUCAGAGUGGGAAGAAACAAUGACAUCUGGAUGAAAUUGAAAUACCAGGACAGGAGGGGGAAAAAAUCAACACUUGUCAGUCCUGUUAUCCCUAUUACAUACAAAAUCCCUGUGGACUUUAUACAAAUAUCACAAGCAGUAUGAAAUCCUAGUGAAUCCACCUUCCAAGAUGCUGAUGCUACAUGGAAAUGAUGCUUCAUUGAAGUACAGGAGCCUCAAGACCCACACCACUAGGUUCAGGAACAGUUCUUACCCCUCAACCAUCAGACUCUUGAGCCAGAGGAAACUUUAACCAUCCUAACACUGAACUGUUCUCACAACCUAUGGACUCACUGUUAAAGGAAUUGUCUCAUGUACUCAAUAUUUAUUGCUUAUUAUUUUUAUGUUUGUAGUUUACUGUCUUUUGCACAUUGGUUGUUUGCACCUCCUAUUGGGUGCAAACUUCCAUGGAUUCUAUCACUUCUUGGAUGUACUGUGUAUGCCCACAAGAAAAUGAUUCUCAGGGUUGUAUAUGGGCACAUUAUACGUACUUUGAUGAUAAAUUUACUUUGAAUGCCAAAAGCUAACAGUAAUAGUGAAGUCAUGUGAAAAUAACAGCACAUUAUGGUCAAAAUUAUGCAAAAGCCUCUAGUGGUUCAGAACACUGUACAAUGAGACAAAUGGAAGCAGAUUAAAACUUCCAAUCAUUGUUUACACAUAGGGAAAGCUACUAAUACUAUGCACAAUAGAUGAGACAUUUACUUUUGCAGACUAAGAAGCUUGGUGGGUAGAAGCAAAAUUAUAUUAACAUGCCCAUUUUUACAUUUAGAAAUCCAGUUCCCUUUGAACCUUGACUCAUUCCUCCCCCGCCUCAAUUCUUGGUUAGAUAAAUAAAGCACCAAACAUGAAGUUUCCCCCCAUUCCAACGAAAAUGCAAGAGAAAAUCUCUGCACUAUUGCUGUUUGACCCAAGCUUUACUUCAAAUACAAAACCUUUUUCAUAGUUGCUCACUUAAGGUAAAAAUCUUAUUGAUAUUUUUGAAGUCAUUCAAAGUAUUAGCUACAGGAGUUAUCACAAGAGUAAAACUAAUUUUGAAAUCAUUGGAUGGUAUAGCUUAUAUUCUGCUAACCAGGUGAAGCUACCGCACAGAACUACAUGCAUUCUAACCAGAAGACCACAGAACAAGACCCACAAGACCAUACCCCAGGAUGGUACUCCAACACCCUGAACAUCUUUAGCUGCUUCAAUGGCCCUCUUUCAAUCACAAGCUCCACUGAUGGCAGCAGUGUUUCAACACCAUUCAAGACUCCUUACAAAAUUCAUCAGUCCACAUCCAAAUGCAAAUCCUGGACAAUAUGCAGGCCUGGGGUCAUUCACACCAUAUAAGUGCCCGGCAAUUACAUCCAAGAAGCAAAAAUCCAGCUAUUACCCUGCAAUUUCAACUUUCCCUCCACAGAUGACACCCAAGAUUUAUCUUCAAUAUUUGAAAUAUGUACAACAUUGACAUCUCCAAGAAAGUACACAUUGCCCAAGUAUCACAUACACAAAAAAGAAACCUUAUCUAAUCACUAAGCCCUAGCCACAAACUAAACUAAACCAAUAGUGAUAGAAUGGACAAUUUCAGCAUGCAGUAUUUACUUAACAGAGAACCAAUAAAUGAUCUUGCACUAUAUCCAGCACACUGGAAGAUGGCAAUGGAUGUUGUGAAUUAAUCUCAGUUACAUCAGUGAAGCUAUUGAUUUAUUGCAUCGGAUGUUGAAAGCAAUUAUCUUUAACAAAUGGCUGGUUGCAUUUUUUUCCAAACGAGAUCACAAAAUCUUGAUACUCAACAUUAAUAUCGUUAGCUUCACAAACUCAACAUAUUUCACAGAAAAUGGGCAUGGUACCAAACACGUUGCUGCUGUCGUACAUUAAAAGUUGUGCAAUGUUAAGAUACAAUUUCAUUGCAUAGUUUGUUAAGCGCCCCCAUGUAGCAAAAUUCUGCAAAUACAGAAACAAGAAAAGCCACUGCCGCAGGGCCAGAGACACAGGUUCAAUCAAGAACUGGAUUCGCUGUGAGGAAUUUGUUUAUCUGUAUGGUCUCUCACAGUAUCUGGGUUCCCCCCCCCCCCAACCCCAAGGGUUGCUAGAUUAAUUAGCUACUGUAAAUC